Adelges cooleyi (spruce gall adelgid) is the source of this 761-nucleotide messenger RNA. RefSeq lists its product as uncharacterized. Lineage: Eukaryota; Metazoa; Arthropoda; Insecta; Hemiptera; Adelgidae. The coding region runs from base 24 to 533 and encodes 169 amino acids. The record is from RefSeq and is a predicted model, not a curated record. The transcript is spliced from 9 exons.
UUUGCAAAGAUUUUAAGAUUAAAAUGAACAUAUUUCCAUGUAUUUUAAUAUCGUGUACCUUUGUAAACGUCUUGGCCGUUAAUGUGGAGAAAUAUAAAAAAAUGGUUUUCUAUACAGACUACUAUAUCCAACAGGCUGUUUAUGCAGAACAACUGGCCGUUUUGUUGGUUGUACCGGAACGUGUAGAUAUUAGACGCCUAAGAGAAGGCUAUGAACUCAAUGAUGUUUUAAAAAAUAAAAUAAAAGACACCGUGCUAAAAAUGAUUGAUGAUUUACUAUACGGAUAUGAAAGAAGAGAUAUGACUCUUAAAACUAUAAAACAAAUAAUUAUCAGCACACCAAGUGGAAACGAACCAGCAAUGACUUUUGAAAACUAUUGUUUCCUUAUGGGUUUAUUCAGUUGUUCGGGAUUUCUAAAAUCAUAUUAUAUAGAAAAGGCAAUGAUCGAAAAUGAUCGUUGUAUCUUAAUUUCAAACCGUGAAAAACAAUUCAUAUACGACUCCAUUCGGGCUAUUGUGAAAAAGGUUACCUGACAUUACCUAACCGUUAUGAGUAAUAAGCAAGACAUCCUUUUCACUUGGAGAGUACCUAAAUAGUAAAAAAACAGAAAUGUCAUUUUUUUUUUAAACUAUGAAAGGCAUGGUUAAAAUUAGUUUAUAAACGUUGAGUCAAGCCAACGCUCAAGAUAAUGUCAUGAACUUUGUUUUCUUAAAAAAACUGAACUAUAUAGUUUAAUAUAAAAUUAGCAUGUACCCUAAUGG